Anolis carolinensis (green anole) is the source of this 5516-nucleotide messenger RNA. RefSeq names its product activin A receptor type 1B (gene acvr1b). NCBI's taxonomy places the organism in Eukaryota, Metazoa, Chordata, Lepidosauria, Squamata, Anolidae. Gene Ontology annotation, biological process: activin receptor signaling pathway; cellular response to growth factor stimulus; protein phosphorylation. Bases 145 to 1698 code for a protein of 517 amino acids. The transcript is spliced from 9 exons. The record is from RefSeq and is a predicted model, not a curated record. Gene Ontology annotation, molecular function: ATP binding; activin receptor activity, type I; activin binding. Gene Ontology annotation, cellular component: plasma membrane; activin receptor complex.
UCCCCUCCAAUUCUCGCUGGCUCGUCUUGUGUGCCUGAUUUGUCUCGCGCAGCAGUGGUCUCGGCCGUCCGUCGCCUCAGCUGCCGCUGGAGCCGCUGUUGUCGGAGAGAGAGGAAAGGGGGUUGCCGCGAGGCCGCCGUUGCCAUGGCGGGGGGCCUGGCUCGCGCCGCCGCUCCUACUCCUCCCGCCCCCCGCCCCUUCCUCCCUACCUGCCUUGGCCUGGCGGUGCUGGUUCUGGUGCUGCUGGGGGGCCAGCGGGGGGCCCAAGCUUUAAGGUGUUUGUGCUCUAAUUGCAACGAGGCGAACUCCACAUGUGAAACAGAUGGUGCCUGCAUUGUCUCCAUAACAAAUGUGAAUGGGUUGAAGCAUCAUGUCCGGGCCUGUAUCCCUAAAGGAAAGCUGAUUCCUGCUGGAAAACCCUUUUUUUGCCUGAGUUCAGAAGAUGUGCGCAAUACACACUGCUGCUACUUAGAUUUCUGUAAUAAAAUUGAUCUCAUGGUACCCAGUGGUCAUCGAAAAGAAGAUGAUGAAACUUCUUCUGGAUGGGGACCUGUGGAGCUGGUGGCUGUGAUUGCAGGGCCAGUGUUCCUUUUAUUUGUCAUUAUGAUCAUUGUAGUUUCUGUCUUUCACCAUCACCAACGAGUAUACCACAAUCGUCAACGUUUGGACAUGGAAGAUCCAUCUUGUGAGAUGUGCCUCUCCAAGGACAAAACCCUGCAAGAUUUAGUAUAUGAUCUGUCUACCUCUGGCUCUGGCUCAGGUUUGCCCCUCUUUGUCCAGCGCACUGUAGCUCGAACAAUAGUUUUGCAAGAAAUCAUUGGCAAAGGUCGUUUUGGGGAAGUCUGGCGUGGUCGGUGGCGUGGUGGUGAUGUAGCUGUGAAAAUCUUCUCUUCACGAGAAGAGCGUUCCUGGUUCAGGGAAGCAGAGAUCUACCAGACGGUUAUGUUGCGGCACGAAAAUAUUCUGGGGUUUAUUGCUGCAGACAACAAAGAUAAUGGCACUUGGACUCAAUUGUGGUUGGUCUCUGAUUACCAUGAGCAUGGCUCUCUAUUUGAUUACCUCAACCGAUAUACAGUAAACAUUGAGGGGAUGAUUAAAUUGGCUCUGUCUGCUGCCAGUGGACUAGCACAUCUGCACAUGGAGAUUGUUGGGACCCAAGGAAAGCCUGGAAUUGCACACCGAGAUUUGAAAUCCAAGAAUAUAUUAGUGAAGAAAAAUGGAACUUGUGCCAUUGCAGACCUAGGUCUAGCUGUCCGCCAUGACUCUGUUACUGAUACAAUUGACAUUGCUCCCAAUCAGAGGGUUGGAACAAAACGUUACAUGGCUCCUGAGGUUCUUGAUGAAACUAUAAACAUGAAGCAUUUUGAUUCAUUUAAAUGUGCUGAUAUCUAUGCCCUGGGCCUAGUUUACUGGGAAAUUGCUCGCAGAUGUAACUCAGGAGGUAUUCAUGAAGAAUAUCAGUUACCAUACUAUGACCUUGUGCCCUCUGACCCUUCCAUCGAAGAAAUGAGGAAGGUCGUAUGUGAUCAGAAGCUGCGGCCCAACAUUCCCAAUUGGUGGCAGAGUUAUGAGGCUUUGCGUGUAAUGGGGAAAAUGAUGCGAGAAUGCUGGUAUGCUAAUGGGGCUGCACGGUUAACAGCCUUGCGCAUCAAGAAAACUCUUUCACAACUCAGCAUCCAAGAAGAUGUGAAAAUCUAAUCUGCACGCUCCAUCCAGAGGAAACUGCACAAAAGCUGCCAUGCUGGGACUGAUAUGUGGUGAAGGAGGCCUACCUCGUAUUUCUGUACAGCCUGCUGCUAUCAACUGGACAACGCGGUUUGCAGAUGGUUAGAUGUGGAGGAUGGACUUCAUAGACUAUGUUCUGUUCCUGGUUCGGGAGUGAACUGCAUCUUUUUAAAAUCCCAUCCUGAGCGUGUUAAGAGAGGGAUGUAUAGAGGGGUGUUGGCCACAAACUGCAACCUUUGUUUCUCUGGCGGAAAUCCCUGUAAAUUCUAGUGACAUGCUGGUUGGGAAAAUCCUUCUAGCUUGGGAGAGGAAAUGACUUCUGUAUGCUCUGAAAAGUGUGUGUGUGUGAGGGAGUGAGGUUCUUAAGGACUGGACAUGUGCUCACAUAAAACUUGUGUGCACCCUGUCCAUCCAUCCACGUGAAGUGCUUGGCCCUUUUCUAGCUCGACAGAUCAGAAGCCGGUGCAACCAUUUAUGUUUUCAAUGAUGUGCGCAUGUGCAAAGGUACGUGUCCCUGUGCCUCCUAGGUAUGUAUUGUGCCUGCUUGUGCUCCUGUGCAUGUGAAAAGUGUAGUGACCCCUUGUGACGUGCAGGUGCUCUUGCCCUCUUUGUCCACUAGUUGAACAUUAGCCAUCUGUCACCUCACCAGGGAGGGAGAGGGGUAUGCCCUGCAAGUGGUUAGACUGGCCAGGGCAGUAUACCCGUUGUCUCACUGCCGUUCCUUCCCUCCUUUGCAAUGCAGAGAAAUGAUGUAUAUUGUUUCAUUGCAAGAUUCCCUUGGAGUGGUAAUCCUAGGCAGCAAUCUUUAUCUAGGAAACAGAGUGACCUGCAGAAAGACUGAAAUCGGUGCUGUUCCCACUGUAAAGGAAGUAACACAAAAGAAGGGUGAGAGAAAAAAACUGACCUAAUAGGAUCAUUGCCCUUCCAUUUCUCAAGGUGCCUUUGGCAGAGCGACUCUAGCAUUUAGAAUUACUCAAAAGAGUGAAACCAGUAUGGGGAAACAUGCUUUUGGAGACUUUCUGGCAAGAUUUGUUCAUUGAGGAAUAAUGACUGUAAAACAUUUUAAUGUAUGUGUGUGUGUGUGUGUAAAUAUAUACAUAUAUAUAUACAUAUAUAUAUAUAUGGUCUCCCAUAUUCUGGGAGUGACCAUUGAGUCACUUGGGGAGGAGGGCAGGGAAACAUUGGGAAAAAGAUUAAGUGCAUGCAUUUUAUUUCAGUUAAAUGAUCAGGGUGUAGUCAGACUGAUUUGGCUGUUACGUUUGUGUUAGAAACAGCCCGAGACUGUAUUACAGUUGAAAUAAUGCAUUAAAACUCCAUUAUAUAUGGAUUGGGUUGGGUAUUUGUGGUAGAUAACUCCUGAAGCCAUAACUUUUAACUGGAGUGGUUUGAUUAAUUUUAUUUAAUUCUUAUUUUAAUAGGCGGGUCUGGAUUUUAACUUUUUUUACUAUUCUUUAUAAGAGAAGUAAAAUGGAUAAUUACCUCUCAUUCUGUUUAUAAAGAAAUCACUGCAAAAAUCUGAAAAAAUGCAUUCAGCUCAAUUUUACACUGGAACUGUUUCUAUUGAAAUUGUGAGCCCUGAUGUCUGAGAGGAGAGGUCUCCACUCCACGUCAGGCUAUUUUUAAGAAUAUAUAGCAUUCUGUGUUUGCUGUCUAUGUUCAUAUGGGUGUUUGUCUUAGUGUGUGUCCCCCCACCCACCCUAAGGCCCUUCUCAGGUGUCCUCAACUGUGGAAGUGUGUUUUGAAAGUCAAGUCGUGUAUUUGUACAUUCUCGUCUUGGUUUGAAACAAGCUGUAUUUUCCUCCCAGGGUGUGUUUUGAAAAUCUCAGGUGCUACUAUUCAUAGAAAGAGAUAAGGAGUUUGUGCCUCUGAUUGUAAGGCAUGCCUUCCUCAGUGAAAUGUUUGAUCAUUCUGAGCCAGAGGGCACUACACACUUCCUUCAAAGAGACACAGCUUUAGCAAAAUCAUCCCUUCAUUUCAGCUCUGAGAGGAAAUGAAACUUGAAGCUUCUCUAGGUAGUGCAUUUCUAUAAAUGAAAAAUUGUGUGUGUGUUUGGUUGCUAACUAGAAAUUCAAGAUAGUACAUAAGAAAGGUUUAAAUUUGGCGGAGAGGUAAUUGGACAUUCAUGGGCCUGUAACCCCUGUGUGGAACACCCCCUGUUUAAAAGAAAAUAAUAUCACAAGAGCCAUUGCACUUUUAAAAGUCCUUGGUGUUUUCUGUUUCAAGAAAUUGAAAGGUGGUAGGGGCCGAGAAAAUAAGUUGGGUCUGAAAGUCCAUCUUUCUUAUUGGCACAUUCCUUUCGAGCUUUUCUCCCGUUUUCUAAUUUGUGAUCUCUCCCCAUGGCAUUGUAAUUUAAGUGCAUAACGUAAAAAUAAAUUCUACUCAGAUCAACAGUGUAUGCUUCUAGGUAAAGGCAAUUUAAAUUGGAGUGUAAUUCAUUUAAUUCAUAUCUCAAAGCAAUUUGGGGUGUUGUGUAGUUCCCGGGCUGUAUCCGUGUUCAAGGAGCAUUUUUUCCCCGGUGUUUCGCCUACAUAUGUUGCUGGUAUCUUCAGAUCUAAAUGCAGGUGAAACGUCAGGAGAAAUACAGCCCAAAAACCACACAACACUCCAGUGAUUCCGGCCGUGAAAGCCUUCGACAAUACGUUAAAGCAAUUUGCUACUCACAUGCCUGAAUACCCACCCAUUUUCUAUAUAGAUAUGUUGUCACCUGUUACCUUCUCUGUUGUGUUGCAUCUAACAGAUGCAGUCUUUAUCCGAGAUACUUGCUGCUAGUCUAAAACAUUUUACCCAUAUGGGAAACUAAUCUCUCACAUAGAUAAAUGAUCCUGUGUGUUUAUUUUUUUUAAUCACUCUUUCUCCAAAGAACUAUGGAACAGAAGCACAGAAAUCAAUUUGUUCACUCCCCAGUCUGUAGUCAUAUUGAGAAGAAGAGCAAGACAGCCAGCUGAAAAAUAUUAGAAGGCACCAGUACAAUUCCACAAGAGAGGGCAUGGCUUGGUGCUUAUUUGGACACUCUGUUGUAACAUGUAAUAGAGACGUGUCCAGUGAUAUGUGAGGUUAGCUGUUGAGUAAAAUUUUCUUGCACCCACUUAACUACAAAAUAAGACGGAACAGUGUUUUAUGUCAACAGACAAAUGCAAUUAUGCCAGUCAUUACAAGGUUUUUCCUUUUAAAUAUAUGAAAACUAUGGAAAAUCGGGAGAAAUGCAUAACUUUGCAGCUGCCAGCCAAAAGGGUUUUAAACACUAAGAGUAUCUAAAAGAAUAAGAGAGAACAGUAUCCAUAGUCAAACAUCUGUUAUUUUAAAUGUAUUUAUUUUUGGUCCAGUGAUAGUAACCCAACCAUGUAACGAAAUAUCAGUUUUGGAGUCCAUUUGGAAAAUAACCAAUCAGACUUGUAUCUUGGUAUUCAACAAUUGAAUAGUCUGUCAGUAUCACACUUCCAAUAUAAUUCAUGUAAUCAUUUUCAAAUGUAGAUGAUGGCUGGUAUGGGUCCUUGGCAGGUAGGGCACUGGCUUUAGAAUAAAUUGUUACUGGUACUGUUGUCCGUCUCUUCUCCACCUCCCCUUUUCCCUCUUUUUUGUCAUCUUGUCCCUGGCUCCUAGUUGACAUUUGUAUUUGUUUCAGGUUUUGUAUGGUUUAUUAGAAAAGGACUGUAAAAUACCACUUAGACACUUUACCUCUUCAGUAUGCAAAUGUAAAUACAUGUAAUAUAGGAAAGAAAUCUUUUGUUUUAAUAUAAGAAAGAGGCUGUCCAAUUUUCUGUUGUACAUUAUUAAAGGUUUGUUUUUAUUCA